GAAUCCGUACGCGCUUAUUGAAGUCCUCACUCGUUCGGAUUAUGAAAACUGUUUUAAUAUAUCACGUUUAAAUAGUUAUUUUUCGUAAUCCACAAUGUUUUCUAUCGCAACGCAUCGCUAAACACCAAAAAAAGACAAAUAUUCUACAAACGUUUUUCACUCGCUCUCGACAUUUAAUUCCCGCAAAAAAAUAAUCUCGCAAAAUAAUUCCGGUAAUUCGGCGGACACAACCACUGGACACAACAAUGAAAACAAUGACAACAUGGCGAACAAUAAUACAAUAUGCUUUUUGCAAUGUGCUUUUAUUUAAAAAAAUAUGGAGUGCUGUGUACAUUCGGACAAAGGUAGUGAUGCAAACGACAAAGUUGUUCAAGUAAGUACGAAAUCCGGCGAAACUAUUCUAUAUUAUGCCCAAGAAUGGAUGAAAACACAAGACGAAUAUGGACGAUCAUAUGGUGAUAUUGCAUCUAAGCUGCUUAAUGAAAUUUUGGGGGGUGAACAAGUAUUUCCUGCAUCGUGUGGUUACCACAGGAAGUGCUACCAGCUUUUCACAAAUAAGAAAAAUCUAAAAUCCUCAAAGAAGAGAAGUAGUCAGUUUGUCGAUGAAAGUAAUGAAAGUAUUCCCAGAAAGAAGACAAGACUAAGUCAAGAUACCACAAGCCAGAUUGUUAAAGGAACAGUGCCAUUAUUUGGAAAAAAAUGCAUUAUCUGCCAAAAGGAAAAAUACAAAAAAGAUAGUAGAACAGGGGCUUAUAAGCCAGAACCAUUGACCAAGUCCCCAAGUGCAGAAAAUGCUGUCAAAGUUGCUGCUCAGAAGAAACAGGAUGAGAAUGUGCUGCUUAUUGUUGAAGGGGAAGAUUUAAUAGCAAAGGAAGCCCAUGAAAUCAUUCAAGAACGUAUUAUUGGUGGUGGUGAAAUAAUAAAGAUCUCGAAAUUGGCAGAAAUUUACAGCAGAUAUUUGCAGCCAGACACAGAUGCAUCUUAUUUGUCAAAUUGGAACUUGAAGCGGAAGUUGAAGAAAUCAUUCCCAUCUUUGGUUUAUAUCAAAGUCAAAGAAAUUGCAAACUGUGAGCUGGUUUGCAGUUGUGAACAAAAUACUAUGUUUGUUGCCCCUGAAUCGACAGAGGAAUCUAGUGACGAAGAUGAAGUACGUGCUAUGGGAAAUUUAGAACCCAACGACCAGCGACAAUUAUUCCUCUCGUCCCAAAUUGUGAAGAAAGCUAUUGAGAUGUCUCCACGAUUAAAUGUUCCAAACCCCCCGUUAGCUUCCGAUCUCACAGAAGAUGCUGCACAAAAAAUUGUGCCAAUUGAACUGUUCAAUUUCUUGGCUUGGAUAACUGGUGUAUGCUGUGAACCAGUUUCUGCUAGUGAAAAAAAAUUGGUAGAGCUUGACAACGACACCGAACGUCAAAAGAUUUUGUCCAUCUGUCAGGACAUUAUCUACCUUAAGUCCAAAGGAAGAAGAAUCGUACCGAAGCAUCUUAUUCUUGGCCUUACAAUUCGACAUCUUACGGGCAGUUCAAAGUUAAUUGACAUUGUAUCAGGACUGGGGCAUUGUAUAUCCCCAAAGGCAGUCAUUGAUUACGACUCAGAUCUUGCCAGAUACCGUGCACAGCAAAGCAGUGUUAUACCACGUGGUUUUAGUGGGUCAUUUACGACAUGUGUAUUUGACAACAAUGACAUAAACGAAGAAACACUGAGUGGAAAAGGAACAACACAUUGCACCACUGGUAUAGUUAUUCAACGGAUGUCCGAAGCUUCUGUACUAGAUGAUGAAAAUCGUCACGGAAUUUCCAAGUCAAGAGGGAAACGAGUAGAGGUGUCAAGUACAGAAAUAGAGCCAUUCGUCUUAAAGAAAAAGCUGAGUCUGUCUACAAGAUUUGAAGUUACUGACAUAGAUGAGAGUAGACCUGUUGGUUUUGAUAACAUUUGCUACGUUCUAGCAAAUUUUCGCUGUGAUGAAGAGGAAGAAACACCUUUACCGUCAUGGAGUGGAUUUUUUACACAGCUCACAACGCAGGUUCCUGAGAAAAGUCGUAUUGGCUAUCUUCCAAUUAUUGAUGGCAGUCCCACGGAUCUUGGCGUCGUCAACGCUGUCCUCUCCCAAAGCAUAGACAUAGCAGACAAACUGAACCAAAAUUCCAUGGUUGUUGUCAUGGAUGAAGCUGUUUAUGCUAAAGCACAGUGGAUCCGUUGGACCAAAGGCAUGUUUCAGAGUCGAAUAGUACUACGCCUUGGUGAAUUCCAUGUCAUUAUGAGCUUUCUCGGAGUGAUUGGCAAACGAUUUCAAGACGGUGGUUUACGCGAUAUUCUCAUUGAAAGCAAUAUCAUCGCAAAAGGAUCUGUCAACGGUGUAUUGUCAGGAAAACACUACAACCGUAGUAUCAGAUCAAUGAAAAUCAUCUAUGAGGCAAUAUACCGUCUCGUUAUCACUGCCUUUUUAGAUUCCAUGUCCGUUGAUGAGAGAAAUUGUUUGGAACAUGUAGUACACGAUAUGAAGGCAGCUUUUAGUAAUGGAACAUUUACUGAAUUUGUAAAGAGUGAUGAUGUCCAAAAUUUCGUGAGAAAGUUACAUGAAUUUACCAGUGAAAGAGGGGGGUCAAAUCCAACCUUUGGUUAUUGGUUAAGUUUCCUUGAAAUGGUAGAUAUACUACUGGAAUUCGUAAGGGCAACUAGAGUGGGUGAUUGGUCCUUGCAUCUCAGCUCGGUUCGACGCAUGUUACCCUGGAUAUUUGCGUACGACCGCGUUCACUAUUCUCGUUACCUACCAAUAUACUGGUUAGAAAUGCUAAACCUGCCAACCAGUAAUCCAGAUAUUCAUGAGCAAAUGGUUGCUGGAAAUUUUGCAACCCAACGCACGUCUCAGCCAUUCAGUCAGACUCCAAUGGAUCAAACUCUCGAGCAGACACUAAAUAAGAAUUCCAAAACUAAAGGCGGUGUUAUUGGAUUCUCAAUUAACAAAUCUGCUGUCCACCGAUGGAUUAAAAGUUUUUCUGAUAGAGCAGAGAUUCAAUCUGUAUGUGAGAGUAUGGCUGGUCGCGGUAAUUGUACACGUCAGAGAAAGGAAAUGGAUAUCACACGGAGGCUAAAGGAUGAGAAAGCUGUAAAGAGUGUGAUCAAUACCAUAGAAGCAAUGACAAACCCAGUUUCCAUCGAGGAUGACGAGUUGGUCAACAUUGUUUCUGGCGCAAUUGCAUCACCGGAGGUCAAACACGAUAUUGCACGAGCCAAAACUGCUGGAGAGGAACAAUGCGCUGAGUACAUAGAUCUACGUCUGAAGAAAAAGGAGCUGGAUGUUUUUAACACAAUCAAAGCACUCAAACUAAAAACGUUCUCAUUAACGAGUAAGACGGUUAAGGCAAAAUCGGAAAAGGCGGUGUUACAAACCACAGCGAGGGAUCUUGCUCGAGUUCUGAUAGUCGCGAAGUUUAAUAACUUGGACUUCAAGUACGUGCUUUCUUAUCCUUUGUGUCCAGUACCAUUGUCGCUUGCCAACUAUGACGGAACGUUAGCCAAGACUGACAAGUCUGCUAUUGGUCGUCACCUAGAGAGCAAUGUUGAAGACGUAAGCAAUUCGAAUCGUUCUACUGCGUGGAUAAUUGAUGCCAUGGCUCUAAUUCAACGUCUGAAGAACAUUCCCAACACAUUCGAUGCAUUAUCCGCGGAAGUACUGAAGAGUGUGAUAGCUACAGCUACUCGACAUCGUUGCACCAGGGUCGAUUUUGUUACUGACCAAUAUCCAGAUUCAAGUAUUAAGGGUGCUGAGAGAGAGAGGCGAAAGGGAAAGGAUGCUUCUGUUAUCCGUUUAAAUGUUGACCAUGGUUCAAAGAAGACCCCAAAGCAAUUCAAGAAAUUCCUCUCGGUGGGGAAAAACAAGGAAAGCUUAAUCGAAUUUUUCUUUGAACAUUGGAAGACAGUCGAUCCAAGUUUUUUCAAGGGGUUGAGUUGUACUUCGCCCAUGCCUGUCAGUGUCACAAGUUUAAGGCGUCAGCAACGGUCUUGA
Dendronephthya gigantea is the source of this 4003-nucleotide messenger RNA. RefSeq lists its product as uncharacterized. The coding region runs from base 317 to 4003 and encodes 1228 amino acids. The record is from RefSeq and is a predicted model, not a curated record. The transcript has 5 exons. NCBI's taxonomy places the organism in Eukaryota, Metazoa, Cnidaria, Anthozoa, Malacalcyonacea, Nephtheidae.